Molecule: messenger RNA, 413 nt
Organism: Ambispora leptoticha
Lineage: Eukaryota; Fungi; Glomeromycota; Glomeromycetes; Archaeosporales; Ambisporaceae
Source: the annotation of a GenBank genome assembly
AUGAAGGAAUUGAGAUUGAUUGAGGACCAAGGAAAAUUCAUUCUAUCUAUCACACUUAUUACCCGAAACGGUCAAUUCCCUAAUUUUGGCUAUGACGGACACUUCUUUAACCCUAAUCCUGAUUUGUUGCCAGAGGAAUCAACUAUUCACAAAGACCAGGUGAGCGACCUUCCCGCUAUUUUGCAAGCCAUUAAGGAAUAUAUCAGAAAUAAUCCUUCCCGAUUUUAUUUGUCUAAGGAAGUUAAAUUCAAUAAGGAAGCCACACCAGGCAAUACUUUUUCAGGAAUCCGAGAAAUAUGUUUUGGUGGUGAUGGUCAGGGUGCUCCCGCUCUUUUCCCCGGACAUUAUUCCGAAACUGAGUAUGAAGAAUUAAAAAAUCUUUUGCCUGCCGACCGAGCCUGCAAGGUUCCAGG